AUGCUUCUUCAAGAAGGGAUGGUAAUUCGGUCGAAAACCGAAUCCAACUUCGAAGACUCGCUACCUGCGCGCGGCGUAGCGAAGGAUCGGGUUAUUAUCAAUGUAGGAGGGUAUCGCCAUGAGACGUACUUAAGCACACUUAAAGUUGUACCGGAUUCGCGGCUGGCUUGGAUAGCUGAAAAUGCUUCAAAGCAAGCUGAGUAUGACCCCGAGAACAACGAGUAUUUCUUUGACCGACAUCCAGGGGUAUUCGUCAGUAUUAUCAAUUACUAUAGGACUGGCAAGCUGCACAGCCCGAGCGAUGUUUGCGGGCCGCUAUUUGAAGAGGAGCUGGCUUUUUGGGGUAUCGAUGAGUUACAGAUGGAACCUUGUUGUUGGAGUAAUUACACGCAACAUAGAGAUGCACAAGCCACUCUUAAGGCCUUCGAAGGCUUGCAGAAAAGUGUCGAGGAAUCCGAAAACGAAAACAGUCCAUUCAAAGUUCGAAAGAAGGUUUCAUCGCGAAUGAAGUGGAAAAGCGAAAUUUGGGCCAUGUUGGAAGAACCAUACUCUUCGAAAUACGCGCAGGUAAGCGGAUUUGAUUUGAGGAUAUCCUAUUGACUUAAAAAUACAAAUUAUAACAUGACAUAAAAUUUCGAUAUUGAUCAAAGCAAUUUUGCCCUGUGAGUAUCUGAAAAAAUUACCCGCCAGUUUUCCCGUUUUUACCUGGCGAUAGAAACGUCCGUUUCUAAUUUACAUGCAAUGGAUCGAAUAGAAAGCUCUCGAUAUGAAGUGCGGAAGUGAUGUGUAUUUGCACGAUUGUUUUGCUACACUUUAAGUGCAUUUGUGUGAUUUUGUGUGCAAGGUUUAAGUCAUUUUAAACUUUCUUUUCUCUUUUGCAAUUGUAUGACGACCAUGCUUCCGCGAAAAGGUUGUACAUAUGCAAAUUACCGUAAGCCAGUUGACAUUUUGACUAAAGGCUGUGUGUUUUGAAACUUCAAUUGGAAUAAUUGUCUAUUUGGGUCGAUGUGCCUUCUGCUAACAUCACAAUUUUUUUGGCAAACGUUUUAAACAGGGACUUGUCUAUACGAAACUAUCAUCCUAUCAAGAGCGUAUCUGAUUUUAUCCACUUCUUGACCAAAAAAAAAAAAAAUUCCUCGCGUAGAUCCUGUUUGUUUUGUUGUAUAUUUGUUUUAAAUUUCACCUUCAUUUACGAUGUCGUCUAUGGAUUCUGUCCAAUGCUUCAAACACACUUUUUUUCCUUUUAACUAAAUAUCAACAACUCAGCUUGCUGUUAAAAAUUUGAACGUGAACAAGAUUGUCUAGCAACAGAACUCAAAGCAUUCUCCCAUUAAAGACCAUGGGAAUAACACCGUCUAUUUCAAGCUUAUUAGAUCUUCUACAAGAUUGUCUCUUUAACUCAUAAAUAUUUUAAGAGCUGCUCCUUCGUUUUUUAUGCACUUUUUGUGUUGCGCGAAACUAAUUUUGCCGCGUCUUUUGUUGGAUGGAACUAAACUCACAAAUCAGUGAAAAUAAUUAUUCCUACCAGAUACUAAAACUUGGCGAUAUGUGACCGAAAAGUUUUAAUGCAAUCUUUACUUACUCUAUUGAUUCGACAACGAAAAACCAUAACAAAGCUUUCUAACGAAGGGCUGGGAAAAAACAUCCCUGUAAAGUACUGAACGAUAAAACAUUUGAAAUUUCAAGCGACAAAAUAACACUUUCUUCGAUUUAGACUUAACUACCCAUUGAAGGACUUUACCGAUUUAAUACAAAAUUCAUUUUCUAAUAAAUCUAAAAUUCAAAUUAUUUAGUUCUUUGAAGGCUACGAGAAUAUUUUUUUUCCUCACGAAGAAAAGGGACUCAUUUUUUGAAGCUAAAUUUGAUAUGUUUUUCUCGUGGUAGCUUGUUUUAGAGAGAUCCUUUAUUUUAACUCAAUAUGACUUAUACCGAAAUGAAAAACAAUACAUUUUGCGUAUUGGAUUCGUUAAUAAACACGUCUCGACAGUAUGUUCAAGAUAACAUAAAAUACAUUAUAAUUCUCGCCUCCAAGGCUAAUAUAACAUUCUGAAAUUGAUAAAACUUGACUUAAAUACUGUAGAACAGCUCCUGUUGAUAAAAUCGUUGAAAAGGUUCCAUAGUAAAUGUAUUUUGUCUUUUUCAAGCUGUUUUAAACUGCUCCGACAGUGCGUGGGUACCUGCUGUAGGAAUUUAGCAUAAUAUUGUAUGAGUAAAUAGCUAAAUUUGACUAACAAAUUGAAAGGAGCGAAAAGGUGGCAUGGCAUAUAAAAGUGAUGAAGAGAAUUAAAAUUUCUUAUCUUUUUAUUUUUCAAAGUGUGUAGAAUACAUGAAUUCAACAGCUUUACGGUUGUCUAGUCUGGAAUCGAUAAUAACGCUGGAGUGUAUUCUCUUAAAUACUCUUCAAAGGUAAAUAAUGAUCGGCUGAAUGUUGACGAGAGUUUGAUUGUCUCGUAGUAAGUCGAUGAAUUCGCGCCGAUUUUGGUUCAUCAUUUUAAUUAUUAUUUCCUAAGCCGACAUUUCAUUAAGCCUACAAUUAAAUUGCAUCAUGCGUGAUGCACGGUGGGUUGCUUAAAGUUUAUAUAACCUUAAAAACAUCUCAAGGAUGAAAAAUGUCCGUCGGACCAAAGUUCAAUUGCUUUUUCUGUUGAAAGUAAGCUUAGUAAAUAUCGUCAGCAGGUUUUGGAAAUAGUGCCCCAUAGAAACGAAGGAACCGGCGUCGAAACAAAAGUAAAAUAAGGGCAGGAUAUUUUAUGAGUGGGUUAGUACUUACGUUGGAAAAAAUUACAACGUUGGCGCGUUUUAAAAACACAUAUAAUUCGUAACUAUUUUGCUAUCAAAUGUUCGAUUGUCUGGUGAGUCGAUAAUUUCACGCCACAUUUAUUCAAUCCUAUUUACAGUCAUUUCAAUUGUUUUGAAAUCAAAGAGCAUGUUUUAUUGAAAUCCACUGCGAAGGUCGUUAUCCCCAGACUGUUAGUUAUUCAAGCCUUCUUACGAUCUCCUCUCGAUUAUCGCAGAAAAUGUGACAGGGAGUGCCAUUAUUGUCAAUAAUUCAUGAUCACCAGUCGAGAAAGGAAUAAAUUGGUGACAUGAAAAAAAAAAACAGUCCUCUUCUUGGAAAUGCAUAAUACUGACGCAGAUACUAAUUUUAGCUUAUGCCUGCUCCACCAUAAGGCCAAAAAGGAGUAUUUUCCUUGAAUAAAAAUAAAAAUUCGAUAUUCAGACGGACUAAAGGGAUAUUUUCUCAAGCUAAACAGAACGAAGCAAGGAGAUUUUUCCUAUGAGAGCCUAGGUGCUACAUUUGGCGACGAAAUAUGUGGCUGGAAAAAGGCAAAUGCAAAUUUCUCGGUAACUCUAGUGGAAAACAAAGGGAGAAGAGAGGAAUACGCUUGAAGGUAUUCCUUUGAUCGAAAAAAUUGCCAUUGGUGAAGACCGUUCCAAUUUAAAUUCGCCAUCGAAAAGACCCAGUUUUCUGCACAAUUGUUGAGUGCUGUAGGCCUCCACUAAAUUGUUUAUAUUCUAGCUUGCAUAUUUUAGUAAACAGAGAGGACAAGGAAUUUUAAUCUAAAAUAAAGGACAUCUGUUUGUAUACGUUUUUUUUUUGCAAAAGGUCAUAAUUUUUUAGUUAUGACUACAGCUCAAACUUUAUGAAGAAAGUGACUUUAAGGUAAAAUCAAAUACAGUAUCUAUUCAGUCUAAUUUGCAUUUUGAGAAAUUAAACGACCCUUUUUAAAAACAUGUUCCGACAGUUCCUCUGUCAUCUUCAGUUCUGAUUUUGAAUUUAAAGCGUAAAACAAAAUGCUCCUUGGACAAAACAAACAAUAGUAACAGUAAAUAAUAACAUAGCAGCGAUGUCGGAGAAACCUCCCAGCAUUUAUCCACACGUGUGCGUGAGCACUUGGUCAGUGAUAGGACCUCUGACAUUUUCAGACAUUUACUGAAUUUUCCACAAUGUCCCACUCUAUGUUCUGAUGAGUGUUUUAGCAUCUUGCAACAAGCUUUCACAACUUUCCAACUUAAAAUCAAAGACACUAUCCACAUUCAAUGGGAGCAACCUACUCUUAAUUAUCAACUUUAUCAUGUUAAUUUAAAACUUUCCUUGUAAUUACAUAUAUUGUUCUGUCAGUAUUGUUUGUUUUGUUCAAUCAGCAUUUUGUUAUACUCUUUAAAUACAACUAUGUACUUAGUAAAAUCAGAACUGAGUAUGACAGAAGAACUGUCGAAACAUGUUUUUACAAAUUUUCUUUUAUUUUCUUAGAUUUGAAUUGUUGUAAAAUAUUGCAUUGCUGUGGUCUGAAGCACGUUAUUCGAUAAAAUAACUCAAAGCAGACCCACUGUGCUUCGAACACAUUUUAAAUGUCCAGCCUUGAUAUUUGAAGUUGGUUAUUUUCGAUCCGUUUUGAUGCUCUUCAUCUCUAGCCAUCCAGCGAUGGACUGACAUCCCAUUGAGGGGGGGAUAGCAAUGCUCCUUAAUUCAUGUGACAGAAACCACGACAAACCCAGUUUGAAUAGCGUCCUAAUUCGUGUCCAGACUUCACAUCUUUUACCCUGACUGACCUACUUUUUUUUUCUUUUUCUUUUUUUUUUUUAAACAAUAUGUUAAAAAUUUAAUCAUUAAUUGUACAUUAAAUUCUGCCUAACCUACUCCUUUGUCAUACUUACGAUUGACUAACAUCAAUAGCAUCUUCCAGUGGUGUGUUUCAAACAACAACAACAACGACGACGACAAUUCAGCACCAAAAACAGCAACAUAAUCAACAAGUACAGUAGCAAUGAAGAUGACAAUGCUGAUAAUGACGAUGACGACAGUGACAGCGACAGAAAACCCUUAAAAGUAUACCUAUUUGAUUGGCUUCCUGCGUCCUACUUUGCAUAUUUGGAAAAGUUAUCGAUUACCUGACUUUCAUUUCUCUUUCCAGAUUUUUGCAAUGGUGUCUUUGAUCGUGAUCAUCUUGUCAGUAGCAACGUUUUGUAUGGAAUCUAUAGAAAAGCUGAAACAAAAUUACAAGGGCUUGUUUGAAGGCAUGGAAUACUUCUAUCUCGUUUGGUUUUCAGCAGAUUUCCUGGCGAGGCUGCUGACAUGCCCUUCUCUGGUAACUUUCUUCAAAACGUUCAUGACAUGGGUUGACAUUGCAUCUGUAAUACCACUUUACGUUAAUUUGGCAAUUGGUGACGAAGAAACAAGUGUGUCAGGCACCCUUAACUUUCUUUUCGUUCUCCGGUUGAUCAGGAUUUUCAGGUUAUUCAGGUUUUUCCGGACCAUGAGUGGUAUGCAAGUGAUCGGGCACACACUCAGGGCCAGCGCUAGGGAGCUGUUUCUCCUGAUUCUUAUCCUCUUGAUCCCUAUGGUUAUUUUCUCCACGUUGGUUUUCUACGCAGAAAAGGUGAGAAACUGGGUACUGGUAUUCUGUACGAUUAAAGCUCCUGAGCAGUACAUCUGUGUGGAACUCUGUAUAAGGUUUUUUUAAGGUAGAUCUGGCUUGUUUAAACAACCCUUAGCCAACAGCAUUGUUACCAUAAUCAUUAUCUAAUCAUGUCGCUUUGAAAAUUGCUGGCCCUUACAGCACUUAGGACAGCACCUGUUACCUAUGAACCUAGUAUAUAACUUGCUACAUACUGGCUUGCAGUUCCCCUCUGGUCAUUCUUUUCAAGUCAUUCUUCUCUCCUACACUCGUGACAAAAUGAUUAACUUCUUUAUUAAGGUUGUGAUUUUGUUUGCCUUGUGUUAUGUUAUUACAGAGUCAUCAAGAAAGGGAUUUUUACAGCAUCCCAGAAGCCUUUUGGUGGGCUGUAAUUACCAUGACAACAGUGGGCUACGGUGAUGUUCAUCCCAAGUCUCUCCUUGGAAAGAUUAUUGGUACGGUUUGCGCAUGCGUAGGAGUUCUAAUCGUGGCACUUCCUGUCUCAGUGAUUGGCAGUAAUUUCACGUUGUUUUACUCUCACGCACAAGCUCAGUUGAAACUUCCGAAAAAGAAAAAAACACCGCUUUUACUCGGUGCUGCAGGCGCACUCGUAUCCGAGUCCACUUUGUACAACAACGACGGAAACUCAAACAUUUCCGAAGACGGGGAAAGUCCAACCCCUCGGGAAGAAGCCUUGGCUUUACCUCGAAAGAGUCUUCGGAAUCCAUCGAUAACUCCUCGUUGUCGUUCGGUUCGACGAGAAACUGCAUUACCACCCGCUGCAUUACCAACAUUAGAGUCGGACGCCUCAGAAAUAGACCGUACUUCCAAUGGGAAGAAGAGUAUGGAGGAGUUGUUCUCAUCACCCCCGACGGGUAGCGCACUAGAUAUCUCCAGCGGUCUCAAGGGGGCCAGUGACGUUAUGCUAAAUAUAACAGCUCCUACGCACGUACACCGUCGCAUGGCGAUUUCUCCCGCACCGUCUCCUCCGGUAAGAAAAAACAGUCAGCGUAGGAGACGGCGGGGUGGAAGUAAGCGAUUGGCCAACCGUGGCAACGGAGAUGCAUCAUCCAACGAGAAGGAUCGCGAUAGUUAUUACACCACUACGGACGGGGAUAGCCCAGGGGAAAGUGAAAGCCACGUGCAAUCUAAGCCGGAACAUACCGAGCAGGACAGGAACAGCGUAGCACUACGAUCUUCAAACGAGUCAAACACCUCGGAGCACAAGAAUGCCACUGCCAAAGUGGCUGUUCUUUCGGACAGUAAAACGGAAGAUGACAUGCGCGCGCGGAGUGACUCUGGCAAUCAUGUGAGGAUAGCAGGAGUGACGUUUGACUCAAGUGAAGACUUCGUUGAGGAAAAAGGGGAACAGGACAGGAACAUUACUAAAAUAGACCCAGCCCCACCUUGGAAAUCCACCGAAAGUUUGAGCAGUGACAGAUCACAUCACAACAAACAGCUUGUGGAACCUCGGCAGAGGUCUAAAACUGAACUGGUUUCCAGUGACACUCCGCCAUGUAAGAGGAGGAAUGCCAUUGGUGGAAAUCGUGGAAUAUCUGCAUUGCCCAUCUCACCACUUGUCAGAUCCGAGGAGAGAAUUCAAAAAACCCCACUACAUGAAUUUGUCGGGGACUCUAAAGCCAGGAAAUACACCAGCGAUGUAAGACAUUCUCAGUGCAACGAUAAAGAUCCUCAGCAAGAAUUGAAAAAUUUGCCGCAUUCUGCACCAUCUCAGGUUAAAAAUGCGGUGGAAUCUGAGAGUAGAGACGGUAGAAAAGACAUCCUGAGGCCGAACAUAAGAGGAAAUAAACGAGAUAGCAUUCAGAAUAUGACUCGCGUCUGA
Messenger RNA from Pocillopora meandrina, 7242 nucleotides. The record is from the annotation of a GenBank genome assembly. NCBI's taxonomy places the organism in Eukaryota, Metazoa, Cnidaria, Anthozoa, Scleractinia, Pocilloporidae.